AGUCCCAUAUAAAAAAAAGGUCUCACACUAAAAUAAAAACAAUAGUUGGUGAUAGAUUUAAAAACUUAUGCGUUCAGUCAGACAUUAAAGUUCAGAACAAGAGAGAGGUAAAGUUUGUAAACUAAACAUGACGAGUGAUAAACAUUUUGAUGAUUUACUAGAAAGUGACGAUGAGUUACCCGUUGACUAUGUAGAGGUUCCUGACAUACCAGCUUACAAAUUGGACAACCGGUUUAAACCUAUAAAGUUUAGCUGGAUUGAUUCAAACUUCAGCAAAUAUUAUAAGAAAAAAAUAUCACAAAAUAAUGUCAAGAUGUCAGUUCUUUAUCCAUAUUUGAAUGAAGAUAUGUUACGAAGCAAGACUGAGAAUUUGGGACUUGGAAAAAAAACCUUAAUCUUAAAUAGUGUAUUACCUUCAAAUGAUAUUUAUUGCUUGAAAUGUAUUGAAUCAUCUUCAAGCGAUUCCUUUUUUCUUUGGUUCAUAAAUUUUCUCAUCUAUAAAGACUUGCAAUCUGACUUCUCCUUUCUUAAGUCAUGUCUUGUUAAUUUCCCUGAGAAGUGUGAUGAUGACGGUAACAAGGAUAUCAUGGAUACUGACAUCAAAAACUAUAAUUUUGAUUUUGUUUAUUAAUGAUGAAGAACUGUAAUUUUGUUACAAGAC
Molecule: messenger RNA, 661 nt
Organism: Diatraea saccharalis (sugarcane borer)
Lineage: Eukaryota; Metazoa; Arthropoda; Insecta; Lepidoptera; Crambidae
Source: the annotation of a GenBank genome assembly